GUCCCACCACCAGCACGUCGCGUCGCCUCACCUCACCUCUCGCCUCUCACCUCGCCUCACCUUGCCUCUACACACCUAUCUCAGACCAAACGAAGCAAAGUUCAAUGUCUCCAGCCAUAGAUUGGAAGAACGAGACCUCAGAUUCAGCCGCCUUUCACAUGAUUUGUUUUCGAGUUCGGAGGGGUUAACCAAACCUCCCCGCGUCACCAGCUUCAUACACGACCCGCAUCUCUCCCAGCAAGCCCCGAAAAUCAAAAUCAUGGAGCAGGCCACAGAGCAGCACUUCUUCCAUCACGGAAAGGGAGACCGAGAAGAUGAAGAGUCCAACUGUCACUGGUGCCAGAUCCGCUCUUUUCCCACUCACCAAACCAACCCAAUCACCGUCGUCAAUGAGGUUGACUCCCGGACCAUCCCAGACAGUUUCCGGUUCAUUGACAACAAUGCCCUUGGUCAAGGCGUCAAACCCGCCGAAGUUAGUUUCCGCAGCGGCUGUGCCUGCAGCCAUGAUAGCGACUGCCAGUAUACAGGCUGCCUCUGCCUUGCCGACCUUGAAGACGAUUAUUAUGAAGACGACGGAAUGGAUGUAGACGAGUCGAACCUGUCCAAAAAGGCAUACGCCUACCACGCCCGUGGCUCAAAGGCUGGCCUAUUGCGCUCCCAGUUCCACAACUCAAAGGUGCCCAUCUACGAAUGCCACCAGGGCUGUGCCUGCAGCAUCGACUGUCCCAACCGCGUUGUAGAGCGCGGCCGUAAUAUCCCGCUCCAGAUCUUCCGAACCACCGAUCGAGGAUGGGGCGUGCGGUGUCCCGUCCCUAUUAAAAAAGGACAGUUUGUCGACCGAUACGUCGGCGAGAUCAUCACCUCCACCGAGGCAGACCGUCGCCGCUCCGCCUCGGCGAUUUCUGAGAGGAAAGACGUCUACCUCUUUGCUCUCGACAAGUUCACCGACCCCGAUUCCCUCGAUCCUCGUCUGAAAGGGCCACCUUUGGAAGUUGACGGCGAAUUUAUGUCCGGCCCAACUCGCUUUAUUAAUCACUCUUGUGACCCAAACAUGCGCAUCUUUGCGCGCGUAGGCGACCACGCUGAUAAGCACAUCCACGACCUGGCCUUGUUUGCCAUCAAGGAGAUCCCCAAGGGCGAGGAGCUGACGUUUGACUAUGUAGAUGGUGUUGCCUAUGAGGGCGAGGAGCCGGAGGGUCGUGUAGACCACAUGACGAGGUGUUUGUGUGGUAGCAAAAAGUGUAGAAAGUUUCUUUGGUGAUCUUCCUGUUGUCAUUUCGUCCUGCCGUCUCCUGACUUGGCAAACCGUCACCAAUGAACCAGUCGUGACUGUGUACUUAUCUCACCGGACCGAUCCGACCACAGUUAAACACUUACCUGCCAGGAACCCUUUGUGUCACAUUACAGCGCCAUUGUUCAGCUCUGGAGCUACACAGAGUCUACAGAUCUAGGUUGCUCUAAGACACUGUUUCUUUGCCUCUUUGUUCUUCUUCGUUAGCAGAGCGCCACUGAAGAAACCAAACAUGAUGUCGAUAUCUCUGAUUAAGUAUAAGGUGCGGUCAAUCCAUGGGCACACUCAUUACAUCCAUCCUACUUGCCUCUUUUUCUACCCAUUUUUUGCACCACUUGAC
Ilyonectria robusta is the source of this 1631-nucleotide messenger RNA. Its product is annotated as SET domain protein. Lineage: Eukaryota; Fungi; Ascomycota; Sordariomycetes; Hypocreales; Nectriaceae. The record is from RefSeq and is a predicted model, not a curated record. The coding region runs from base 260 to 1261 and encodes 333 amino acids. Gene Ontology annotation, molecular function: zinc ion binding; histone methyltransferase activity; protein binding. Gene Ontology annotation, cellular component: nucleus. The transcript is spliced from 3 exons.